Molecule: messenger RNA, 713 nt
Organism: Lingula anatina
Lineage: Eukaryota; Metazoa; Brachiopoda; Lingulata; Lingulida; Lingulidae
Product: lectin ADEL-like
Source: RefSeq, a predicted model, not a curated record
GCGUCAACUAUUCAGAACUGUACAUUCAAGAUCACGACCAAGAUCUGAGACGACGGUUCUUUGCUCUAAGAGUAAAUAUUGAAGAAGGGAAGAAGAUGCAAGGCCAAAUGCCCGUUGCCAUUUUUCUUUGCUUGAUAGCUGUAUGGGGUUCCAGCGAAGCCGUAACCGGGAUCUUCGACUGUGACAGCAAUGAUUACCAAUACAAUUCCUGUUGCACGGGAGUCCGAGGUAUUUCAGCCAGCGUGAUGACAAAGAGGUCAAGCGCCGAGUGCAAUAUGGGCAACUCGUUCGCUUUAUAUGGCUGUAAUCUGUGGGUAUACCACGGUUGCAGAGCCCGCUUCUACGUCAACUUCGACUGUCAAAGUAUGAGAACGAUAAGUUCCACUUGUAGUAGCUAUAGUGACCAAUACGCCCAGUGCCCAAUCAGUGGAGUCGUUACAUCCAUGUAUGUGGUCACGAAGCACUCCAGUGCCAGCUGUGUCUACAACACAAGCUUUGGUUUCCUUGGCAACAAGAUCUGGGUAGACAAGGGAUGCAAGGCCACGUUCGCUGUCCACUACUGCGCUGACUCGAGGUGUUGUUAAUCAGUCUACCUUUAGUACUGAAGUCCAUCGUAUUUGAUUACGUUUGAAUUCGUAUUUGAUUAAGUUUGGACUGUAAAGGCCAGUCGAGCAUCUAACUUUCACCUUUCAUUAGCCGCAAGUUGAAAUCUU